AUGAGCAGGAACAAACAGACUUCACUAGUGUUCGAUUCUAAAAAGGCGAACAUAAAAUUUACAACUGAGAAGCCUUCAUUGCCGGUGAAAGUGGAAACCACAGACAAUAAUAUCGGGACGCAUUAUCUCGAUAUACUGAAUUCACCCGAGGAUACAACAAUCGUGUCUGAUUAUCAGCAAAUAGACCAACCGCAGCCAAAAUAUUCUUCAUCGUCGUCGAAACCACCAAUUCCCCGACGUGUUCAUUCACCGCCAGAACCACCACCCCCACCGACGGAACAACCACCUUCCCAACCUCCUUUGCCACCACCGCCGCCGUCGGCUCGACCACCACGUGUGUCACCUCUUCCCACACCACCUUUUGAACACCUGGACACUUUUGUAACGGAGCCGUCUCCGUUGGAUCAAACUGAGCUCAGUGACGCAGCACCAGAAGAGGAAAUAAACGUAUCUUCAGCACCCGAUGUCCAGUCCCAGUUCAUGAUGGGCUCACGUGACGAAGAAACGAUGGAGUCAUCGACAAACUGGACAAAUGACGAUAAAUAUCCCUUGGCAGAAAGUUCGCCACGACCGAAACGACGAGGAGUCGGUUUUCGUCAAGAUUUCAGUUUAACCGGAAGUUUGCGAUUUCCUGUUCAACCAGAAGUCAGAGUGUCUGGGAUUUAUGAUCUAAAGCCUACCGGGAGCUUUUUUCCCCGGAUAUCCACACAGGUUCCUGACAACGAUUCCGUCCCGUUGUCAGGUAUGUCGAAUGGUCACGUAAACCCAGCCUAUACCAGAGAUGAAGACGAGGAUUCGGAAGACUCGGAUGCAUCAUCGCAUGAUCUGAGUGACGAAGUUUUUGGAGAGAAUCAUGAAACGGAAACGGUGGCAGACGUUUCACAAGAACCACUCGGGGAGGCACAGCAACAAAGAAAAUCCACCAAAGAGAAGAAAAUGUUUUGGGAUGUAUUUCGAACUGGUUCUGAUGAUAACGUGUCGAGUUCAGAGAUAGUCUGCUGGAAUAAAUGUACUGUCAUCGCCCGUAUCAUCAUUCUCUUCAUCAUGUUUGCAGUCGUACUUUUUUUCUCCGUGUUGUCAAAACUGACCUUCGUCAUGAUGGCGUCAAACAUUUUCCCGCCUAGUGAUCAAGCGGUAAAUGCCGCACACAAAACAUUCAAUGGCAGAUUGAAAUACAACAAUGGAGGUACAUUGAACGUGACAUGGGUGUGGGCCUUCAACAUGGUUUUGUCAGCACCAUACUUCUUCACAUUUUGCAAAUACCUGUGGAGAUUGUGUUUCAAGAAGACUGGAAAGUUACAAUGCUACCCAUUCCUCGCGUCAAUGGUGACCGAGACGCUCCAUACGAUUGGCUUGUCCUUUUUCGUGUUUCUUGUUUUACCAAGUUUUGAACCAAUCGCUGCUUGUCUGCUGUGUAUGAACGUUGGCCUCCUUCCAGGAAUAUUAAAAAUUUUCUAUCCUUCUAGAACUGUGAAGAAGGUGGAGACAACUAAGUCGGUCAGUUUUGCUCGAUUAUUGAACUUUGGAUCAAGUGUUUUACAAAUCGCAAGUUUGGUGUUUUGGGUUCUGUAUGUACACAGUGUCUCGGAAAAUUCUUCUGGGGACCUCUUCCUCAUUAUCGCCAUGAUUGUCUCCCCUAUAUUCAUAUCGAUAAAUUACUGGGAAAACUACGUACGGAAAGGUGACAAGGACUCGUCGGGAUUGCCAUAUUUGAAGAGAAUGAUCACACGCGGGCGGACAAAAAUCGGACUACUGACUAUGCUGUGGAAACUGGUUUUGACAUUCAGUGUGAUGCCUUCGCUCUUGUUCGGUAUCAACUGUAACGCGACUACUUCGUGCAUUAACGCUGUCUUUUAUCAUUUUCCGGAAAAUGGGUUGCUAUUCGGGAGUUAUUCUAGUACGACUGUUUCCACCUUGGGCAUUUGUGCUAUCCCUUUCCCAACAUGGGAAGGAGACGCAAGCAUUGUGGUCAAUGAGUUCAACUUCUUUAAAUAUGCAAUAAUUGCAGGGAUUCUAGCGUAUGCAUCGCUACUUCUGAUCACUAACCAUAUAUGGUCACCUGGUAAAGAGAGGCUUGCUGCCACGGAAAAGAUCUUUGUAAAACCUUUGUACUGCGGAGCACUUCUCGAGCAAUCGAUGCUUCUCAACAGACGGCGAGUGGACGACGAAUUUAAGUCAGCUAACGAAAAGGUAAAAGUUGACAUCCCUAUCCCGGAUAUCCCAGCUGAUCUUAAGAUGGACGCCGAAGAAGAAUGGUCAUUCCUACGCAAAGACGAUACUCCUUUUCUGUACCUUUGCGCUACCAUGUGGCACGAGACGGAGGUUGAAAUGACUCAAAUACUUAAAUCUCUGUUCAGAAUGGACGAUGAUCAAUGCGCAAGACGCCACCUGCAGAUGUACCUCGGUAUCAGAGACCCAGACUAUUACGAGUUCGAAGGUCACAUAUUCUUUGACGAUGCAUUUGAAGCCCACGAUGAUGAAGGAACGGAGUACUAUGCUAAUGGAUACGUGAAGAUGCUGGUUAAAAUAAUGGAUGUUGCAGCUAGUGCAGUCCACGGCAAUAUUAUCCAUGUGCCCCCUCCUACAAAGAUUCCGACCCCAUAUGGUGGCCAGCUUAUAUGGAGGCUUCCGGGUGGUAACAAACUUAUCGCUCACCUCAAAGACAAGGCCAAGAUACGUCAUAGAAAGCGAUGGAGCCAGGUGAUGUACAUGUACUACUUUCUGGGCCAACGUCUGAUGAGCAUCCCGCAAAAAUCUCGACGCCAAAAGGAAACCAUUGCUAACAACACCUUCUUACUGGCCUUGGACGGUGACGUGGAUUUCCAGCCGUCCGCGGUACAGCUGCUGGUCGACCGGAUGAAGAAGAACCCGAAAGUCGGUGCAGCCUGCGGUCGCAUUCACCCGAUAGGUUCAGGUCCUAUGGUAUGGUAUCAGAAGUUUGAGUACGCCAUCAGUCACUGGCUACAGAAGGCUGCCGAACAUAUGUUAGGAUGCGUGCUCUGUAGUCCGGGCUGCUUCAGUCUUUUCCGCGGGAAGGCUCUCAUGGACGACAACGUAAUGCAGAGAUAUACCACACUCCCAUCGGAACCGGCGCAUUAUGUCCAGUAUGAUCAAGGCGAGGACCGUUGGUUAUGUACGCUACUACUACAACAAGGCUAUCGUGUAGAAUAUGUUGCUGCUUCGGACGCCCUGACCUAUGCUCCAGAAGGAUUUUACGAAUUCUACAACCAGAGGAGACGCUGGACACCAUCAACCAUGGCGAAUAUACUGGAUCUUUUGAUGGACUGGAAAAACGUGACCCGGAAGAACGAAGAUAUAUCAAUGAUGUACAUCUUUUAUCAGAUGUUUCUUAUGGUGUCAUCUAUCUUAACCCCUGGGACCAUAUUCCUGAUGGUACUUGGCGCACUAACAACCAGUUUCCCAGAUAUCAGUAUCUGGACUGCGUUUGGUCUCAACUUGGCACCUGUUGUGGUGAUGGUGAUUCUGUGUUUUGUAGCAUCAUCACAAACUCAAUUGGCGUACUCUGCCAUUUUAUCGACUAUAUACUCCUUACUUAUGAUGGUCGUGUUUAUUGGAUUGCUGAAGGAAGCUGCUGAGGCUGGGUUCUGUUCCGUCACCUCAGUCUUCCUGUUAUUUGUGGCCGGAGUCUUCGUCCUGUCGGCAUGUCUCCAUCCUCAGGAGUUUUUCUGUGUCUUACAUGGAUUUCUCUACUUCCUCUCCAUUCCUUCAAUGUCUAUGCUUCUGAUGAUCUACUCUCUCGGCAACCUGCAUGUUGUUUCUUGGGGAACCAGGGAGACUAAACAACCAACUACGCCACAAAAACCCUCUGAACAGAAAAAAGACGAAGGAAGAUUAGGACAGGUGAAAGACUGGCUCAAUAGGCAGAUGACUGCAAGUGGUUCAUCUAGCGAACCCUCCUCCGAAUAUGCCUUCUCGUUUGGAAAUCUGUUCAGGUGUUUCUGCUGCCCUAGCAAUCAACAUUCAGAAGAUGACAAGUUUAAAGAAAUUCUUUUUCGUCUGGCUGAAAUGGAAGAGCGCAUAACAAAUGUGACUCGCAACACAUCUAGGAAUGACUCAUUGAAUUACUUGCCUGAAGCAGAACCUGUUCAACAAUCUGAAACUCCGUUUUCCCAGGCAGCAGGGCUGUUUGAAGGAGCUGGAAACCGUGAAAAUCCCUUGUUUGAACAGGCAGUAGUUCCGAAGAGAAACGACUUAAAGAAUCCUUACUGGAUUACAGACAAAUUUCUUAAAGAGGGAGCCAUUGAUCGGAUGGGCCAAACGGAAACUGAGUUUUGGAAAGACUUUAUCGAAAAAUAUCUCUUUCCUCUGGAAAAAGACGCGAAGAAAGAGAAGGCUACUGCGGAGGAACUAGUAGAACUGAGAAAUAAAGUAUGUUUAGCUUUUCUUCUUGUCAACGCUCUCUUCGUAACCAUCGUCUUUGUGUUGACAAUAGUUAACGAUACUGGCGGCAACAGUCUGUCUGUACCUUUGCCAUGUAAGCCGGAAGGGAGCUCAUCAGACAAAGACAACCAAGCCUUUGUCGAGCCUAUUAGCUUUACGUUUACAGUCGUGUUCGGACUGCUGUUGUUCGUACAAUUUAUUUGUAUGUUAUUCCAUAGACUCGCAACCCUUCUCCAUAUUCUAGCUGCGACUGAAAUCAAAGCGAAACGGCGAAUCAGACAAUCACUGCAGGGAGGCGAAGAGGCCGAGCGCUCAAUUGGAGUCGAUGAGGGAUUGCAGCUCGUGCGGGAUAUGCAGUCGGCAGCCAUAGAUGAUGAUGCACGUUCCAUCGUAUCUGAGCUUAGCACCACAAGUGAACACGAUGACGAAGAAGCUACUGUUGGUCAAACGAGAGGAAAACAACUUUGGAAAAAAUUUGAUAAACGAAGAAGAGAACAACAGAAAAGCACACUAGGUAGAAAUUUUCUUCGGAAUUUCCAAAAACUUCAAAAUGUUAUCGAUGACGAUGAUAAUGUAAGUACAAUAGGUGUUGCUGAAGGGACCGUAAACGAUGAUGACACAAGAAUGACUGACAUACAGAAGAAAUUCUCUCGUUUCGGUCGCCCAUCUUUGUAUACCAUUACAAAAAUGAUUAAGAAUACGUCAAAUCGUCAAGAGAUAAAACGACGUGGAAGUCAGGUAUCAGCAGCAAAAAGUAGAUGGAAUAGGGUUCUCCAACAAACUAAACUGCAAGCAAUCAUGGAAAAGGCAAGAGAAAACGGAGAAAGCACGGAAGGUACCACAGCCAAGGGAGGUAAUCGGUUUUCGCUGCUUGUGAAUGCUGCUGUCUUGAAAAAUAGAGAGGAAGAGCAAAAAAAUGCAUUGUCUAAUGAUGUGAUCAAGGAAGAGGAGGAAGAGGAGGAGAAUAGAGAAGACUCUGGUAAACAAACAAACGCAGUCGUACAUUUUAUUAACGAUAAUGAUACUCUCCCAGAUAAUCCAAACAAGUCGGAACAGGCACCCACCUACAAUGGACAGUCUACGGCACUCGAAAAUGUGGACGUAUUGUUUUAG
This is a messenger RNA of Ylistrum balloti, 5514 nucleotides long. Its product is annotated as chitin synthase chs-2-like. NCBI's taxonomy places the organism in Eukaryota, Metazoa, Mollusca, Bivalvia, Pectinida, Pectinidae. Gene Ontology annotation, cellular component: cell periphery; cell septum. Bases 1 to 5514 code for a protein of 1837 amino acids. The transcript has 17 exons. The record is from RefSeq and is a predicted model, not a curated record. Gene Ontology annotation, molecular function: chitin synthase activity.